CCACCGCGCAACCCUGCCGAGAAGAUCUCGAGUGGAUACAAGGCUGUCAAGUUUUUCACUUACGUGUAUGGCCUUGCACCUUUACUUCUGUAUGGUGUUUUGCCCAUGAAAUACUGGCAAAGCUUCUGUAAGCUUGUGUGCGGUGUACGGCUAAUAUACCAAUGGCACAUCAUAGCAGCCCAGCUCACGGAAGCCCACAAGCUCUUGAUUGAGUUCAUAGAAGAGUACGAGCGCCUCUACUAUCGACGAGAAGGUGCCCGGCUACAUUUUGUUCGCCAAAGUAUUCAUGCCAUGAUUCACACGAGUUCCGAGACUUUUUGCAUUGACCCAUAUGGUAUUGCCUCACAGUGGCCAAUGGAACGCGCUAUC
Messenger RNA from Phanerochaete carnosa HHB-10118-sp, 369 nucleotides. RefSeq lists its product as uncharacterized. The transcript has a single exon. The annotation marks the transcript as partial. NCBI's taxonomy places the organism in Eukaryota, Fungi, Basidiomycota, Agaricomycetes, Polyporales, Phanerochaetaceae. The record is from RefSeq and is a predicted model, not a curated record.